AUAUUAAAAAGUUUGACUUUCCUCUGUGUGUUACAAAAAUGGCAAUAAAGCACCAGAAAUUAUUUUCUUCUAUUGUUUCAUUUUAAUUCUCUGGUUUCAUCCCUGUUGCCUUUGCUGCUGGUGUGGGAUUACUUUCUACAUUGAGUGAACAUUGGUAAUGAAGACCUACCAUAUGUACAAUGCUGACAGCAUCAGUGCCCAAAGCAAGCUGAAAGAGGCAGAGAAGCAAGAAGAAAAACAGAUUGGUAAGUCUGUGAAGCAGGAGGAAAAGCAAACUCCACGCUCCCCUGAUUCAGCCUCCAGUGUCAAGUUUGAAGAAAAGCAUGUCCGACGGAGCUCAGUCAAGAAGAUUGAGAAAAUGAAAGAGAAGCGCCAAGCAAAAUACACAGAAAAUAAACUGAAGGCUAUUAAGGCAAGAAAUGAAUAUCUGUUGGCUCUGGAAGCCACCAAUGCAUCUGUAUUCAAGUAUUAUAUCCAUGACCUGUCAGACCUCAUUGAUCAGUGCUGUGACUUAGGAUAUCAUGCCAGCCUUGGUAGGGCACUUAGAACAUUCCUAUCAGCAGAGCUGAAUCUAGAACAAUCAAAGCAUGAAGGCCUGGAUGCCAUUGAGAAUGCCGUUGAAAAUCUGGAUGCCAACAGUGACAAGCAGCGUCUGAUGGAAAUGUGUAACAGUGUUUUCUGCCCACCCAUGAAGUUUGAGUUUCAGCCCCACAUGGGUGACAUGGUAUUCCAGCUUUGUGCCCAGCAACCAGUGCAGAGUGAAUUGGUACAAAGAUGUCAGCAGCUGCAAUCUAGGCUAUCCACUCUGAAGAUUGAAAAUGAAGAGGUUAAAAAAACAAUGGAAGCCACACUACAGACUAUUCAAGAUAUUGUCACUAUUGAAGAUUUUGAUGUAUCCGAUUGCUUCCAGUAUAGCAAUUCUAUGGAGUCUGUAAAAUCCACAGUUUCUGAAACCUUCAUGAGUAAGCCAAGCAUUGCCAAGAGACGGGCCAAUCAACAGGAGACUGAACAGUUCUACUUCACAAAAUUGAAGGAAUAUCUGGAAGGGAGAAAUCUCAUCACCAAGCUCCAGGCCAAGCAUGACCUCCUGCAGAAGACUCUGGGAGAAAGUCAAAGGACUGACUGCUCUCUUGCGAGCAGACGUAGUUCUACCAUAAGAAAGCAGGAUUCCAGCCACACAAUUCCUUUGGUGGUAGAGAGCUGUAUACGUUUCAUUAGCAGACAUGGACUUCAGCAUGAAGGAAUAUUCAGGGUAUCUGGAUCUCAGGUUGAAGUGAAUGAUAUAAAAAAUGCAUUUGAGAGAGGGGAGGAUCCACUGGCUGGAGACCAAAAUGACCAUGAUAUGGAUUCAAUUGCGGGUGUCCUAAAGCUCUAUUUUCGUGGGCUAGAACAUCCCCUUUUCCCCAAGGAAAUCUUUCAUGACCUGAUUGCCUGUGUCACAAUGGACAACCUGCAAGAGAGAGCUCUACACAUCCGAAAAGUCCUUCUGACUUUGCCAAAACCCACAUUGAUUGUAAUGAGAUACCUCUUCGCAUUCCUCAGCCAUUUAUCUCAGUUCAGUGAAGAGAACAUGAUGGACCCCUAUAAUUUAGCCAUCUGCUUUGGACCCACACUGAUGUCAGUGCCUGAAGGCCAUGAUCAGGUCUCCUGCCAAGCUCAUGUUAAUGAGCUCAUCAAAACUAUAAUCAUACAACAUGAGAAUGUCUUCCCAGGACCAAGAGAGCUGGAGGGACCUGUAUACACCAGGGGUGGAAGCACUGAGGAUUACUGUGAAAGCCCCCAUGGAGAGACUGUCUCUACAGAAGAUGCCACUCAGGAUAUAACUAUUGAACACCAUACAAGUGAUGAUGAAUGUGAACCCAUUGAAGCAAUAGCCAAAUUUGACUACUCGGGCAGAACCGCACGUGAGCUGUCUUUUAAAAAGGGGGCGUCCCUCCUGCUUUAUCACCGGGCUUCUGACGACUGGUGGGAAGGCCGUCACAAUGGCAUUGAUGGUUUGAUCCCUCAUCAGUACAUUGUUGUCCAGGACACUGAGGAUGGAAUGUCUGAAAGAUCAAGCCCAAAAUCUGAAGUAGAAAUAAAUUCUGAGCCACCUGAAGAAAAAGUGACAGCCAGAGCUGGUUCAAAUUGUCCAAGUGGCAGCCAUGUGGCUGAUAUUUAUCUUGCAAAUAUCAAUAAACAAAGAAAGAAGCCCGAGUCAGGGAGUAUACGAAGAGCAUUCCGUCAGAGUGACAGCCAUGGAUUACCCAGCUCACUGGGGGAACCCACACCACCUGGAGCUAUAGCCAGUGCUCGUCCUUCCUCACAGCCCAUUAUGAGCCAAAGCCUCCCAAAGGAUGCACCAGUCCCAGAUGCAUGCUCCAUCAGUGGCCAUGGGAGUCUCAAUUCUCUCAGUAGGCAUGCCUCCCUGAAGAAUAGGAUAGAUAGCCCCCAUAUCCGGAAGAACGUGACUGCAGGAAGAUCAAAGAGCUUUAACAACCACCGGCCCAUGGAUCCUGAAGUCAUUGCACAGGAUAUUGAAGCUACUAUGAAUUCUGCUCUGAAUGAGUUGCGAGAGCUGGAAAGGCAAAGCAAUGUGAAACACACACCAGAUGUUGUUCUUGAUACGCUGGAGCCACUGAAAAUGUCCCCUGUAGUUGCACCCACCUCUGAGCCUUCCAGCCCUUUGCAUACUCAAAUCCUCAAGGACCCUGAACCAGCCUUUCAGCGGAGUGCCAGCACGGCAAGCGACAUUCCCUGUGCCUUCAGGCCAGCAAAAUCUGUCAGAAUGGCUGUCCAGGUCAAACCUCCAGCCACCAGGCCAAAGCCAGCAGUUUUCCCCAAAACAAAUUCCUCAAGCGCUGCAGUUGCCUCAGCUUCUCAACAGUCUACUGACAAGUCUUGUACUGUGUAAAACUGAAAACCCUACUGUGAAUACAGCAUUUUUGUUUCAGCUUAGUGAACUCUGUUAAGGAGACCUUACAAUUUCUAUUUAAUUAGUAUUGAACUUCUGCUAAAGAUUAGUUCAUAAGUUACUGGUGCCAGGAAUAUUCCCGCCAAGAAAGAUCCAGCUAAUUAAGCCUCACAUUACACCACCAUUGGCAUUUACUAGGAUGUCAAAAGUCUGUGUAACCUGAGACAGAAAGCCUGAGAUCCUUGUGAAAUCAGUGAGGGAAAGGCACAAUUAAUUAGCUUAUUACUGGUAACUAAUCAAUGCCUUGUUCAAGUGUCUGGUCACUGGGAGACAUUUCAAUGACCACAUGACUUGGAAAUUGGUAGAAAGGAUUUUCUUGCUUCAACCACUACAGGGAAAAAAAUAAGGUGUUAGUUAUUUUGGAUGUUUUUGUUGCCACUGGCUAAGUGGGUUUUGCGCAUGACUACAGUCCUCAAUAUUGUGACAAGAUGUAUUAACUGUCCACUCUCUUCCAUCUCUUUCCAGGCAUACCCAUUCUCAAACACUAGGUUCAGUGUUUUCAGUCCUAGGUUGAAAAUCCUUAUGAAAUGUGCCUGGAAAGCCUAGUCCUGGGCUGAUGAGGCAUAUUUAUAUACAGACCUAUAUGUUCAUUUAAAGUUAAACUAAUCUUAUGGGAGAGAGAAAAUCUCACACGUAUAAAACACUUCCUAUUUACUGUAUAUACUUCCAUGGUGCUUCCAGAACAUAAGGGAACCCAAAUAUUUCAGAAUGAGAUUUCAAUUUUUUCAUGGGGACUCAGCAGAUAAACUGAAAAAAUAAGUUAACAUUUAAAACAAGCUAUUACAGUUCAUUUUCUGGUUUUCUCAUUCUCUGUCACCCUCCCUAUCUUUUUUGAUUCAGUGUGCUAUGUGUUUGAGAUAUAAUUGGCAGCCUAAAUUUAAGAAAAUCAAAACUGUCUUGAGUCAGAUAUAUGUCCAGUAUGUACCAUAUUUCUGGGAUAGAUUACCCUUUAUUCAAGUAUUCCACCGAUGUUCCAAUGAAUCAGCUUAAUAUGAUAUUUUAUAUGAUGGAUUAUAGUGGUUCCAAAUUCCAACAAAUGACACAGACUUUUGUUUUCAUUUAUUGGAAAAUAAAUUCCGAUUCCAGAUAGCAUCAUCCUAAAAACAAAAGAGACUGCACACUGAAAAGCAUCAGGAUAAGUUUAUGUGCUGAUUUAUUUUCUCCAAAGGGAUUCUGAAUUAAAGUGGAUUUUAUCACAGUUUUGUCAACUGAUGCUGAGAUAACAAACUGAAAUGUGUUUGUUUUAUGCUCUAGGUUUCAAAUUCCAGUCUGUUUUUCUUAUGAUUAUAGUUACAGGUUUUUUUUAAAAAAAAAAAAAAUUCUGUGCACAAAUUGACUGUUCUUUUCAGAUUAUGGCUAUUAUUUAAACUGAUCUUUUCUUUUGAUUUUCCUACUUUUUUCAAAUGCUUGGAUAUUUAAUUGCUUAUAAAAGGCCUCACAAUCUCAGUGAUAAAAUUAAACCAUGUGGAUUUGGGAGAUCAUUUUCUCCCUGUUUCUGUGUGCAUAUUUCCUCUACAUCUUGAAUUUUUAGACUUGAGUACUGCAGUCUGAUAAUUAACUCUCAGGAUUAGUCAGAACGCCUUUCUUCCUAUUAUGUUUCACUCAGGCAAAGCUACUGGAUAUUUUACAGUACUUUUUUUUAAAGCUUACACUAUUGCUGCCAAUUUUUAAGACAGAAGGGUUUUUUGCCUGUGGUGGCCAGAGGGAAGAAUCAGCAUUAUGUCUCUCCUGGAGCACUGAUAUUAAUAAAUCCCAAUGUUUACUGAACAUGUCCCUUUCAUUAAGAGCACAUGAAAAGCCUUAGCACAUGUUAUGAAUAGGUAUAUAUUAUUUUGCAAGGUGAUGGGCAACCUUGUUAAUCAAAAUAACUCAAGUAUAUAACGCUUCAUUUUUCCUAGGUUUAUACUAUGCUUUGUACCCCUGGAAAGCUUCAAGUUACCCAACAGGGUUGUGUGUAUGUGUGUGUGCAUUAAGAGUGUUUUUAAUGCAGGUAGUAGUUGGCAAUUUUUGUCUAUUUAACUAUCCUUUGGGUAUAUGUUUUCCCUCUCUCCCUCCCUCCCUCUCUUUCUUGCUCUCCCCCCCCCCCACUGACAGAAUUCUCACCUUACAUGCAAUUAAAUGUCCCUCAACUGGAAUCUAAGUGUACAUGGAGAUUUAUAUUGCAUAUAUAAAUACUUAAAUAACCUAUCUUAAAAUCUGUGGGUGACAUGGGAACAGCUUCUGCUGCAUUUUCAAAAGUAAAGUACUUUCCCCAGAUACGUGAUGAGCAAAGUAUUGCAGAAAGAGAUAUAAUUAAGUUGGGCCACAUUGACAUGACAAACCUUCAUUGAUUGUAUGUUAUUUAAUAGUCAUGGGUUUCUAUCAUUCUACUUUAGUGAAAUGUUUAAGAUACUUAGAAGUUCCUGUUUCUGCUUACACACAGAAGAAAGUACUGAUGUCUUUCAGAGGAUAGAAGAGAAGACUUCUUAAAAGAAACUGGAACAAUUCUAACUUCGAUGCUAAUGGCCAGAAAGGAUUAGGAUGGCACAUUAAAAUGUUUCUUUUGUCUGUAUCCAUCAGUAUAUUUAGUGGCAACUUAUAUCUGGAAUGUCUUUUACUAGCAGGAACAGAUGAAGUACAGAACUUUCAGCCAAGAACUUUCAUUGUUCUUGGCUGCUACUAUGAACAAAGUCAUGCAAUAAGCAAUGUAAUCUAAAUUAAGCAGUGAUACAGAAACUUUUAUGACUAGACGUAUUAAUAACCCCUUUUAGCUACUGUAAUUAAUCUGUGUAAUAUGUAACAAAUCAUUCUCAAUAUAAGAUGUCCGCAAAUGCAUUAUAUUUAUCAUAUUUUGUAGCCAAAUUCAGUUAAAAUUAGAAAACAAGUUUAGUAAGAUUCCCUGCAAAGAAAAUAAGUUUAGUAAGAUUCCCUGCAAAGCAAACAUAGGAUUAUCCAGUUUUUACAACACAAGUUGCCCAUAAAAUGUGUCAUGGAACUGGAAUUUUAUUCAUAGGUUUGCUCUUUUUUAGUUAAAAUCUUCCUGAAUUUUAAAGCCAAAUGUUGAUAAUGGGAACCAUGCUUUUUAAGUAAUGUCUUGUAUGUCUUGUAUGAAAAUAUCAUUUGAUAAAUAUAUGAAAGUAAUCUAAGCAGACAUUUGAAAGAAGGACAGCUAGCUGUUAGUUUUCUGAGCAGAAUUCUGAACACUAAAAUAAUACUCUUUUUGCCACUGAUAAUGUGGAAAAUGCUGGUACUAUGAGCAUGAAACAUCAUAGUUUUUCUUACUACUCUACAGUUCUUCAUUUGAACAUUGUUCUGUUGAGAUAAUAGACUUUCCCCUGACAUGGAGAGAAGAACCGGCAAGAACCUUUCCAGUUUUGACCCUUCAACAAUAGGCAACUUACAAUGAGGCCCUAGAAUAACUGUUGACUCCCUAAAAGACUGAUUUUUCCUAUGGGAUCGUGGCUGCAUAUCAGAUUCAGAGCUGCAAAAACUUUUAUCUGUCUACUUGAAACUCUUCUAACUUGAGAGUUUUUAUUUCACAACUGAUCUUAAUCCUUGUCCCAGCUAGCCAGGAUUAUCUUCUCUAGGCUAAUCAGAAUGUAGUGGAAGACAGCCAAGCCCUUUCCUUAAUUACCAUCAUCCUUCCUACUUUUCUCUGCUAUCUGAGGAAGGGAGUUGAGGAAGGAUUAGUGUAUUUGCUUGAAUUUUAUUCUCCUUUUGGAUUAUACCAGAAAGGCAAAGCUCUACUUUUAUAUUUCUUUUGCUUUGGUGGGUAUCCCCAGCUUUCUGAAUAGUUUCAAGAGAAAGGCUUGAUUGCUGAGGCCUGACACUAACUUAAAAAAACAGUAAAUUCUGAAGUCGCCAGUUUCCAAGUUCUGAUUUGUUCUUGAUUCCAGAAAGCAUCUGAGCAUGAUAGAUGCAAGCAAACUCCUUAAUAGCCAAUGUGUUUAUUUUCUAAAUAGACCAUAACCCAAAAGGACUGAAAACCUUUCAAGGCUAAAAUUGAUUUCCACUGAACCUUUUCUAGAAAGCAAUGUACAGUUUAAGAUGGCUUUCAGUAACUACAUAAGUUUAAUAAACAUUUUUAAGAAGCAGGAAGAAAAGAAGCUAGUUGUCCUGAUUAUGAGUCCUCAGUCAGAUUUGCAACCUACAAAAUAUCAAGAGGUGGCCUUAAGCUGUAAUUUCUCGAAGAGAAUUUAGGGAGUUAUUUUCCCAGUGUUGGCAUGAACAUGGUGCUGAAUAAUCUCCCACAACUAUUCACAGCAAGCAUUCUAUAUUGCUUACAGCUCAGCUCAGAAAUGUUUCCAAUGUCAGCCAAUCUGAAAUCCUGCUCAGACAGCACAAGGCAUGGAGAAAUAACCUACUUUUUCUCUGCUGCGUAGCACACAAAUAACUAUGCAUGAGCAGUAGCUGCUUUUAAGAACGUUAACAACUCUUCCAAUUCACCUGCUUAAGUGGAAAGGGAAAAAAUAUUUAAUCAAUGUUUCCAUCUUAGGUGAUCAUGCAAGCAUGGGAUGGAAAAAUAUUUAAACUUUUGAGAUAGUUUUUUAAAACAAUUUAACACUGCAAGAACAGAUUGUAUAUUUAAAUAUAUCUAUAUAUAUAUAUAUAUAUAUAUCUUUGGGGCCAUUUUUGCUUCUAAACAAGUGAAGUGAAAAUUAUCUUCAUUAUUGUAGCAGCAUUCUAAUAAUUUUUUAAAAGGACUUUUGCUGCUCAAUCACACUGUCUCUGGAAGUAGGAGGGAGUAAUCUGCCCACAGAGAGCCUCAUGGAUUGGGCUCUGUGAGUGCCAAAAUGUUAGAGCAAUAUAUUUAAAAUACAAACAGGUAAUGGAAAAGACAGACUGAAAUCCAUGUAGCCAAAAGCCAGCAAAUGCUGAAGCAAAUGUAUUUGAAAAAAGAAGGGCAGCACUGUCUUUAUUCUACUGUAUGUAACACAGUUCAGUUGCACAGUGAAGCAAUUUUCAGUUUUUGUGUUAAAAUCUAAUUCUGUGAAGUCAGAUUUGAGUCCACGCAAUGCAUUUUUAAUUAAUUGCAGCUAUAAUGGGUUUGGAAUGAAAUAUUUUUUUAUUUUAAAAACAAUUUUCAAUUGUUCUUCUACACCAAUCUCUACAUGCGGUGUAUAUAUUUUCCUGUCAAAAAGCAAAACAAGAAGCCUGUACUUUGUAUAUACUAUUAUGUACAAUAUUGGAGGUACAUCUCUUCUUUCUUUUGGUACAGUAUUAGAAGAGUAAAUGUGUUGGAACUGUUAAAUCCUUCCUGAAGUAAAACAAAUAUUUGUCGUCAUUAGCAAUAGUUUUGGAGAAAUAAAUGUUUGGGUAUGGUGGAAGUGCUGGCCUACAGAUAAAAUUGUGUGAUGUCUAAUUUCUGCAAAAGAUACAGAGAGUAAACUGUCGUUGAGAAUUGCCACUAUAUUCUAAGUAGGUCCCUGCAAACUGUGCCAACUCUGCCAUUUUUUUAAUCAUGGAAAUAAAAUAUUGUAAGCACAGAAAAUUUCCGUUUUGAAAUCCAUAUUACUGGAAAUAUGAGCAAUUUGUAAAA
This is a messenger RNA of Crotalus tigris (Tiger rattlesnake), 8471 nucleotides long. RefSeq names its product SLIT-ROBO Rho GTPase activating protein 2 (gene SRGAP2). Gene Ontology annotation, cellular component: cytoplasm. Gene Ontology annotation, biological process: signal transduction; negative regulation of cell migration. Bases 158 to 2893 code for a protein of 911 amino acids. The transcript has 19 exons. NCBI's taxonomy places the organism in Eukaryota, Metazoa, Chordata, Lepidosauria, Squamata, Viperidae. The record is from RefSeq and is a predicted model, not a curated record. Gene Ontology annotation, molecular function: protein binding.